This is a messenger RNA of Rasamsonia emersonii CBS 393.64, 315 nucleotides long. RefSeq lists its product as uncharacterized. NCBI's taxonomy places the organism in Eukaryota, Fungi, Ascomycota, Eurotiomycetes, Eurotiales, Trichocomaceae. The record is from RefSeq and is a predicted model, not a curated record. The transcript has a single exon. The annotation marks the transcript as partial.
CGUCCGUCUCUUGCCUGCUCGGUUGGAUCCACGGUGCCACAGGAACAUCGAUUCACCAUCGAAAUUUGUCCACGAUCAAGGCCCUUUCUUGGAGGUGUUACCGUGACUGAGAGAAGAGAGUGUGUCGUCCGGCUGGUCCUUUUACGUGCAACAGUUCCUACCUGCGUCUUGGCAAACUACUUGCGGACGUCUGCUGUCUCGUACAUGGGUCUGAAUAUUUCCAUCGCCUCCCCUUGGAUGUCCAGCCCGUGGCCAUUUUUCGUCAAAUAUGGACCUUCCACGUCUGUCCUCGACCCCGUCGAUUCACGUUCAUGA